AUGGAUUACAGGACGAACUUAUGUGCUGACGAUCCGAACUUUGCAGACUUGUUUUCGGGUCUUACGAACUCAGCAAACGUUGGUCAUCCUAAAGAUGAAACAGACGAUGUAAGUAUCGUGAAUGUAUCCAACUCAGAUGAACGCAUUAGUAUCAGUCCAGAGCCAAUCAUAACCUACUCACCAGAUGGGAAAAAAGGAUGGAUUAGUAUCCAACAGGAAAUUACCUACGAGGUUCCAUGUGUGCCUGAGGUGGAUGGUUGUGGAUGUCCCCCACUGGAACGUACCCAGUUGGCCUAUCGGUUUGAGGCUGAGGACUCAAGGUCAUCUAUACCGACAGAUAGUUGGAAACUGAUGCAUGCUUCGUCUGAAGACAAGCUCCACAAGGUCUACACCUGCAGUCAGUCUGUAGAUGUAUGCCGACCGCAGGUAAAAAGUGUUCAAGGAGGGCGAAAUCGAUUGCAGCAAUUUAGACUUCAUGCAACAUCUAUGGAGAGAAAAUGCUGCUGUGCACACAAAGGGCAUGAAAACAGGCCAGAAAAGCUUAAUGUGACUGAGUUGAAAAGACCUUGUUCAGUAACAACUGCUAAUUUUGUUCAGGACAUCUCAGCAGUCGACUAUGAAAAAGAGGCAAAUGUCGACCUAGCUGCGGAAACGGGAACUUAUGAGGCCAGUCAGGACCAUUUCUUAGUUCAAGACAAGAAAACUUCUGGGCUGAAAGCUUUAAGAUCAUCUAGAGGGAAUGAAGAAGACCAGGUGGGUGUAGCAAAUAAGUUCAUUAAGAAUAUUGCGCCCUGUCCCAUGGAGGUACUAGGGAAUGCUACAGACCGGGAAGGUGCAGCUGUCCAACCAUUACUACUGUCGGAUAGGAUUUUGACCGGAACGCAUUCAGACUCAGAUGCUGCUCUACAACCUCCUGUUUCUUCCCGUAUUCCCUGUGGACAAACCGGAACGCACAAACCUAUUACAGACUCUCCAAAAAGUUUCACACCAACAUAUCCGGUACAAACUGAGGAGGAAAUAAGGGAAACCGGAACAGCGACACAAUCAAAUAUACCAACCAUCAGAAUCAACGAUGGUGGAGAGCUUCCGGCAGAGACGACGUCGUUUUUGACAGUACCGAUGAGAACUGACGUUAUGGAAAAUCGGAACACAAGAGUGCCAAGCGUACCAGGAAAUCCUGGUAUAGAGGACCCAUUAUUGUUGAGUAGCGUAGAGAAUCUUGUAUCGGGCAAGGGGAUCAGAGCCACCGGACACGACACGUCUAAAGAACUCAUCACUACGCAAGUAGAUGAACGCACAAGUGGGGUGUUAGAUCAGUCGAGUGUUAUAGCUUCAGAACAGAGCCAACUCCAGCAAACAUUCUCAGAAUCUGUAUCACCUGGCUCAGUUAUUCAAAACAACCUAGCCAGUGGGGCAACAGAAACUCAUCCGAACAGUCAGAAUGGUAACAUUCUAUCAGAAAGUGACUCCAGCCCAAGGGUACAAGAUGCAAUUGGGCUUGAAGUAGAUUUAUCGCAGAUCUCGGAUAGAAAGGAAAGUACGAAUAUCACUCAACAGUUCGAUCCGCCAAAUCAAAGGGGACUGAUCGAAGGGAAGAAUACACCAUUGGAACCAGACACAGAAAUUGGUACAAUCACUAAUUCUAAGGUCUCGCCUACCAGACGACAAGCUCAGGGACUCAGAAGCUCACAGGUUCUCACUAGUGAGUCUGACACAAUCGAUGAUGUUAGAAAACGGCUGAACUAUAUGGUGAAAGGUCAUUUCAGACUGGAUCGACCGGAGUCCCCAUCAACUAUUGAUGUACCAAGUGAGUCGUUAACCGAAAAUAGAAUAUUAUCAACAACAAGGGUAAAAACCAGUGAAAAGUUGGGUGGGCAUUUUUCAAAAGAGAUCCCACACCUUGACAAUCGGGAGAAUAUGGAGGUGGUAGUCGAAUCUGAACAAGCUGCUCCAAUGAAAGAACAGCUGCAGGUGACUGGAAUAGAACCAAUUACGAAUAGUACAAUAAAUGCUUCAGUAAAGCGGAAUAUCAAUAACCAACCGGCUGUUAGCACAAAGGAUUUCACCUCGGUACAACAGAGCAUUACAAAAGAACCGCAGUACGAAGCAGACCUACAACAGAAGCAGGUUACAAAAAUGGAUCUGACAGAUCUGAUUAAUGCAACACAUAAAGCCACUCAUGAGCAGAUUCGACCGCCUCCUAAGCAGUCAGAAUCAUACGAUACAAGCAAAGAAAAGUCUCCAACGCCGGCUGGAUGUGAUGAACAGGCGGCACCCAGGGCUACUUCACAAGAAGUGUUGGACCUCCAACGAGCCAGUCAAACAGACGCAAUCAAUCCAUCGAAGAACGACGUAGCUGUUGAAGGUAAUUUACCACACAUCACUCGUACAGAAUCAAAUCAGUUGGAGUCUCACAUUCAGAUGACUGUGGUCACCGAUUUCUCAUUACCCAGAGACAUAAAAGCAGACCCAACUUAUCAUGUACAACAGAGUAGCGCGGUUCCGACGCACCCUGAUGAAAAUAUACUUCGGAUAACACGAGGACUAAGUAAGCCGCAGGUUGCAGUGCUUCAUGAGCCCUCCCCAGAAGAGAAAUUACACGACACAUUACGUCCCAUGAAACGAUCAGCGUUAGUUGAGGAACAGUAUAGAAAAUAUGACUCAAUCAGCACCACAGAAGGAGCUACAAAACAGGAAGGCAAUGUGAUACACUCCGAACAUUUGCAAAUACCACUCGGAAAUCAUACCAGAGAGUAUGAGGCAAGACAAGCCAAACCAAUUUCACAAAAGAAUGUUGAUGUGUGUUCCUCAAGUGCACUAGAAUCGCCCAAUGGGAUACAGGUCCCCCCUUUUAUUCCUCAGCAAAAUAAGCUGUUGACACACGACACCGAAUCGUGUAAGUCUACUUCUCAUGCAACAAGGAGUACUUACUCCUCACAAACUCAGUCACCAUUUAAACAGGCGAUAACACAGUCUACAUUUGACGCCAUUAAGGUGGCAAAAGGUCUCACAGGUAACACAUCCAGACCUAACACACAUGAACGCAAUCCAUUGGAACAGGUCAUUGGGACGAUCGAACACCCUGCACAGGUACUGCGCGAAGGAGCAAAUGCACAGAUGGAACAAACAGAACUGAUACCCACACAACGAGCGUCGAUUGCAAGCAAGCGUCAGGAAGAACCGGAAGCAGAAGAAGGAAGAGAAACAACUUGCGACCGAAUUUGGCCAACUCGUGCAAUGUUAGAGCAACAACAAACAGCAGUGACACUAACCGUAUCAAGAUUCCAACCAGCGGUAGAGCUAGACACACCAAUCACUCCCGUGACAGGAAUAAACGUUGAUAGUAGUGAACUGCAUCCGGCUAUAAGUCUGUUAGAAGAGGCAAAUGUCACCAACUACCUCGCCCUAAUCUCGAUCAACCGACCUGAGAUGACCGACCAGUCCAUUCUGCCACGACAGAGCAAUAGCACAUCUCUAUCUACAAGUGAAACACACAAUAUCAGUAAACCAAAUGUUGCAGCGUUUUAUGAACCGACUAAUGCAGAAAAGCAGCUGGAUACGAGGAGUCCCUCAAUGAUCGGAAAACUAGAUCAAGAAGAAAGCAUGGAUUCAAAAGGUAGAGAAAAAGAUACGCAUAACUUAAAUGAAUCGAUAAGCAUAGAUACAGGAAAGAACCAAAUAAAUCCAGACUUCCCACAAACUACCGAUUGCUCUGAUGAAAAAUCCGGUCAGAAUGACCUCAGUGUCGAACGGUCGUCGGUUGCCAAGUCACUCCCCCUAGUACCAAAACUCCUGGAUGAAAUGCAGGUGUCAGAGAGGGAGGCUAAAAUAAACGAAGCUCAAGGUCUACAGAUUCAAGCUGAAAUGCUUAUCUCAAGACUGUCAACACCUUCGAACAUCGCUUGGGAUCUGGAUAAACUCUCUAGGGAAAAGGAAGAAAGUUCUCAAACGAGUGGUGAGCCUAAUACGACGGGCAAGGGAUACUCACAAAAAGACAUGAUAUUACAACAAAUUAUGCAGAACAGCUCAGUCAUUCCAUCGGAGGACGAUGAACUGAGUAGACUGGAUAUCAGUGUGCUUCAUGAGCUCGUAUCAGUGGAAAAAGUACAAGGCAUCAAAAAUUCCGCAAAAAUGUCUACCCAGGUCAAAGUAGGACAUAGAGAAUGCUGUCCACCUAGCGUUACAGAAACGGGAAGAGUGCGUGAAACUAGCAAAGAGAUGAGGGGAAUUGUGGGGCACACCAGAGUCAUACAUGACCAUCAUUAUGAUUCCACAGGGAAUACAGUCGGAGAGAACAAGGUGAGACAAACCGAACAAAUCCCAUCGACAUUUUUCGAUGUUGAUGUCUCCUUGGAGAUCAGAAUGCUUUCAGGACCAUCAGAUUCAUCGGAUAAUGAUCCAACUUCAAGAACGACUUUCCAACAAUCAGAAACGUGGAAGCCAGAGACCAAAUCGGUGAGCAGCGUUUUGCAAUCAAAGAACUUUAUCGUCAGUACUGCGGACUUUGGGGAAACAGAUGAAGUGACCAAUCGGCCAGUCCAAACAACACUUGAGAUGCACCACAUCAGUGCACAAGAAAUGGAGAUCACGGGCACGUCAGUAACUCAAUCAGGGCCUGAGCGCACAAUGCCCCAAGAUAUUCCGGUUAUCACUAAGUCAGCAAGUGGUAUUUCCGGCAUUGUAUCCAAGGCCGAUAUGACUGAACACUGUCCUGUAGAUCGGCUUAUCGAAACGAUUGAGAAUUCUGGUAGAGGCGUCGAUCUACCGACACAGAGUGUGGAUCAGUCAGAUCUGAUAACCACACAACGGUCACCAACCGCUUGCAUACAUGGGGAAAAAACGGAAGCAGUUGAGGAAUACGAUGACAGUUACCAGUGGGUUCGACCGGUGGAUGCAUUCUUACAACAAACGUACGUAGCUGGAGAACCAACAGGACCGGAGUUCCGACCAGAAAUAGAGACAGACACAUCAGACUGGCCUGAAACGAGACCGGCUCUUGACAGAAGUUUAUCAAGUCCCCCCAUCAUCCGAUUAGACGAAGAAACGAGUGUCAUCGGGUGUCUCGUUCUAAGCCCAACAAACCGACAUGAGAUGACAAAUCAACCGGUUCCUCCAGGACGAAGACACAGUACAACGGCGUCGUUUAUGAGGAAUGGCCAACUCAAUAAAAUACAAAACAGUAAAAUACAAGACAUGCCUGUUUAUGAACAAGAUAAAGACAAGAUGCAAUCAGCAAGCAAAAAUCUUACCAAAGAAGGAAAGUUAGACCAGAAAGAUCACCCAGGUGUGCUUAGCCCAAAUAGAUUGGAGGAAAUGGAUGUGGAAUGGAACAAAAUACAUGCACACGAUCACCACGAACUACUUUUGGGAGAUUUAAGUGACAGAGAUACAAAGGAGAUUUUCAAUGAGUACAGCUUGAAGGAGGACCGCGGCGGGAUAUCCGAACAAAAAUCGCCAGACCACACAGUUCUCCAUCAGCCAGUGAUCGACAAACGGCGUCUCAGUUCAGAAAAGUCAGUCGAUGAAAUGCAGUCAUCGGAGACGAUGACUCACGAAACCAAAGAAGUCAAGGGUUCCUUCAUGGAAAGUACAAUACUCGUCCAGCAACCAAUAACACAUCCUGUUGCCGUAUACUGUUCCCCUAAGUCUGACACAAAAGUUAUAGAAUGUUCCUUAAUCUCAGAUAAGUCUGACCAACAGAAGAUGCUCUCGAGCUUCCCGCAAAAUGAACUAGAACCCCAAGGAGCUGUUCAGGAAGAAACUAUUGUUAAAUCUACACCUGAAAAGGUUGUUAAAAUGAGUCUACUGCACUCCAGUUGUACACCAAAGGACAUGUCAGCCUCUGGUAAAGCUAUUCCAAUCAGUUUUACCGAGCUCAUUGUUACUGUACGCGAUCAGUCAGAAGAGGUUAUUGAAACGACAGAAUUCCCUAGCGGAAUGUCACGCGAAGAAAUUGAGGCAAACGGGUGCAUAUGGCUAUCCCUACAGGACAACAGUAUGACACUGGCACACUCUGUUACCAUCCUAGGUGUGAUACUGAGCAAUAUCGAUGAACAAGUUGUAGUAAGGCAGUUUGUCAGAGGAUCGCCAGAUAUGAAAGUGUUCAAAUCGGUUCAAGGGGAACCUGGAACAAACGUUGAAGGAGUGUAUGAUGUACAGGAUACCACAGAGAUAGGACAAGCUGAAAAAUCUGAUAUUCAUGUUGAAAAAGUAACAGGAAAGACUAGCAAUAAGUACGACAGACUUUAUACUGAUUUGUCCAAUAAACUACCAGGAAAGCCUGUUGGAGAGAAUAACGUGGAGGAAGGUGGACAAAUCCCCAUCGUUCCCGUCGAAGUCCAUAUUUCUUUGAAACAGGAGAUGGUCUCAGAUGCGAAAUCUUAUGAUAAUAGUCAAGCUCCGAAAACUACCAAACCACAAACUGAAAGAAUUGAACUGAAGUCAAAAUUAAGAAAGCGUGUCCUGAAUGUUACCCAACUCCAUGCUGAUACAACUAACGUGGGAAAGAUAGAAGAGAAACAUGAUCGGGCUGUUCGAACAACACUUAGAAUGCACCUCACUAGUACACGAGAAAAUAGGAAAACAGGUACCUCAAAGAUUCAAACAGAAUCUGAGCGAAUGAGACAACAAGAUACGCCGGUCUCCAAUGGACGGCUACAGGACACAGGCGGUCGAUCAGAACGGACUAUCAAAACGAUUCAGCCUAAUACCAUAUCAAAUGGAGGGCCUCGGAUUAUUGAGCAUUCAGUGAAUGACAGUUUAGGGUUACCGACUGAUUCUGGUGCCGACGCAGAUACGAAAUGGAAAGGCGCUGGCACACCAGUGGAAAGUUCACGGAGGAGAAUUCCACCCAUAAAUACGCCGAAGUUCACCCAAGAAGCGAACAACGGAGAAUACGACCAAAUGAACACCACUACAGCGAAAAGAGCAGACAUAGCUGGUGGUCACAAACACAGAAUCGACGUACAGUCUAGUUUUCGAGGUAGCAGAUCCUAUUCUGGUCGGUUUACUGAUCCUUCAGAUAAGAUUGUAAAAGAUCAGAAUGUAGUGCGUGCUGAACACAGUGGCAGAAACAGCGAGGCUUCUCCGAUUCCAACAAGGUCUGAUGUGCCGUUGCAAUAUAAGGUGGCCUCGACUGGAGCACAAUCAACAGACAGAGCUCACGUUUCAAAAACGACUCCCCAACAAAUAAAAAAUACGGAAUCCAAGGGUGAAUCAAGAAAUCUUUUGGAGCAACCUCCCUUCCAUACGAACUUCGGCAGGGAGGCUGGAGAACUUGAUCGAUCAUCUGUGCUAGGCAUUAGCGCUAAACGUGAAAAACUAAAACGUUAUGAUAGGGACCAAGAAAGUCCCACGAAAAUAGGAGUAGAACGAUACCAGGAGAUUGUUUGUCCCUCCUGUGGUGGAGUUAUUCAGCGGUUAACUAGUCAUGACGGUACACAGCAGUAUCCCAAGCAUUAUGAAAUGACGGAAAGGAUUCAUGAAUUUCAGAUGCCCGUGAAAGUUCCGUACGACCAAAAAGCACCUACCUCUCCGUUUGAGAAACCAGACACUUCUGGCACCGACAUCCUUUCUGAGAACCUGUUUCAUCCAGAAUUCCUCCCACUCUUGAAAACAUCUGGAAAAGACUUGGAUCAAGCACUGUAUGCAGCGCCGAAUUAUCUCCCACCUCGAGAAAUGAAACCCGUUUUAGAGUGCCACUCAGAGGAGCAAACCACGGUAUCAGAAUUCAACAAAGUUAGGCUUGAUCAAGACGAAAAACAAAACGGAAAGGUGAUUUCACCCUCACAUCUAGAUGUAACCUCGCCAGAACCCACUAAAUCGGAAGCUUCGAAAUCGGCCUCUUCGACAACGGCGUCAAUCUUUAACUGUGUUCCUAGGAGCAGAACAACGACCAGCUGGCUAGCUUCGUCGACACCGAAUGCGAAGACUCAGUCAGGCAAAUUUGCUCACUCGAUGCUAUCGAAGUUAAGAAAGAUGGGCGUUAAAGUAAGUGAUAAAAGGCCGCCUCAUUCUGAAGACGGAGAAUCCUUCAUAACAUCCAAAGAACAAGCGAUUUUCGAAGGCAAAACUUCUCCCAUAACGCCUCCUAGCUCAAUUUCGCAAGCAGGAGAAACACAGAGUAGAGUUAGUCAAAGUCCGCUAACAUCAGCCGUGACCGCAGAAGAAAAGGGAAGUAUAAAUGGCAUGACAGUUAUCAAACGCGGUAUCUCCUCUCAUUUGGAUGAGUCGCUAAAAGUUUCCAGCGAGCAACCAACCUGUGGUGGGGUACAUCAACAAAGUCUGACUUGUGAGUCAUUGAAAGAUUCACUAUCUCGAAGCAGUUCGGUUCCAAUCUUUUCUGUAGAUGACCCAAAAGCUCAUCAAAUGUCAACCGGGAUUACUCCGACAGAGCAAGAAUUGGGCAACCGGGGUUCGGAUCCCGAUGACUUCGGCUCAUUAUCAAACAUCAAACCUCAUGAUUUGAGUAUGCCGUCUUCAUUCGGUAGAGUAUCACUCGUGCAUGGUGCUCAAGACCGUGCACAAGAAAAUCCCUCUUUUACACCAUCAUGGAGCAAACAAGCAAAAUAUACCUGCGACAGAAAAGCAUACGUGGACUUUGCUGAAGAACAGAAAACUACAGCGAACCCCUUGGUAGACAAAGUCGUAUCUUUCUCUUGCGUCGUAGAACGUAACAAUACACAAGUAUCUAUUCCCAACAAGAAUUCUCCCACUCAUAACACCAAAGAGCAGCCCUUUGAACAUUUUCUCCCAAAACAGUUUACGAACUCUGUUACGUCAAAAGACAGAUAUGAGCCCAGGCUAACGGAGCUCACUCAUGGGGCCGCUGAGGAACCCAGGCCAGACUGUACGGGAACCCACAUUAUAAGUCAAACGGAAGGGAUAACAGAGGGGAAAGCAGUAGAACUUCACGCUAUUGAGUCACAGUGGUGUUUGUUUGAAACGCAACCUCGUGACCUCGAAGCCGACGAUGCAUCGCGACCCCUUGAGUACAUCUCUUCUGUCUCAGAAAAGCCUACUGACCGACCACAAGAUGUAUUCACUUUGUCCGACAGUUCACACAAGGAUCAGGAACGAGCUCGUUCAACGAAAAUUUGGCACACAGUUCAUAAGACGCCGAAGGAGCAAAAGUGUGCUCCGUCUGCCAGCACUCCGCUAUUUGUACCAGCCAGUAUGAGGAUCAAGCGGUUGGCUGCUGAAGAGUCUUCCGACGACCAAACAUAUAGGUCUAAUGGCAAAGUAAGCCCAGGAUAUCCGAGUGAAAUGGCUAUUCAGAAAGACGUCAUUCUUGCGAACGUUGAUUAUCCAAGUUCAUGUUCUGACUUCUCACAUGACCAUGGUGAGUCCCGUUUGCAGCUUUGCCUGGAACCCGAACCUGGCCGUAGUAGUCAUCAAGUUUCAGGUGAUUCUCCUCUACAGAACAGCGAAAAGCCAAGCUCGAAUCCAGACCCCGUCGAUGAUUUCGAAGUCAGCACCAUGUCUGUUGCUUACAGUCCAUGGGUUUCAAGCGAAUCCGAAAGUUCCCCACCACAACUUCACUCGGGAACUGCAUGUGUGUCUCCGUUUUGCGAAAAUCUUCCGGUGGAUUCUGACAAUAUCACGAAGCUUCGGCGAUCACUUCGAAUGAAACUUGCCCCAGAUGAAAUGAUACAGAGACCACAUAGCACAAUACUUUACGAGGGAAGAGAAUACGACGAGACGGGCAGGGUUCUGAACACCGUAGAAUGUGUGGGUUGUGGAGGCUUGUGUACUAGGGGAUUACGUUCGCCUAUAAAAGAACAGCCCAAGUUUGAAAUGCAUCAGCGUAAGUUACCCGAGCCAAAAUCCCAGAGAACAUGUUUAUGCGGUCGAUCAAAGCCCCAACAACAGAUUACUCAAAGAAAAGCCUAUGCUAACAAACCGAAAUACAUCAAAACUUGCGCAGUAUGUUUGAACGAUAUGACUGUUGGUGCUUUUCAAAUGCCUGCUUGGAACAUGAAAUCUCCCAGCCCUCUUGUUUAUCGAGCUCAGUGUUUGCAUGAUCACGAUGAAAUAGACACGGUUGAACCGCGGUGUAGAAACCAGGGAAGGCAGAAAGCGGACACCGUUUCGCAAAACUGUCCGUGUCAUCACAUGUACUACAAUCGUACCAACAGAGCUUUGCACCACAUGCCACAAAUAGAAUACCUUACAGAUAACUUUUUCCCAGCCACAAGAAUCCCGCUCUGUAAGCACAAGAAACCGAUCAACGCGGAGCGGAUAGAACCGCUGCCACCGAUUACGAAAGCCCACACUAUGCUACCCUCCUCAAAACAAAAACAUAUAUUUGGAAAAGAGGCUCGAUUUCAGGACUGA
Molecule: messenger RNA, 10335 nt
Organism: Opisthorchis viverrini
Lineage: Eukaryota; Metazoa; Platyhelminthes; Trematoda; Opisthorchiida; Opisthorchiidae
Exons: 1
Coding region: 1-10335 (3444 amino acids)
Source: RefSeq, a predicted model, not a curated record